Messenger RNA from Cuscuta campestris, 1170 nucleotides. The record is from the annotation of a GenBank genome assembly. NCBI's taxonomy places the organism in Eukaryota, Viridiplantae, Streptophyta, Magnoliopsida, Solanales, Convolvulaceae.
CUUGCCAUCCCUGGAUCAGUGCGAUUCGUUUUUUUAGCCUGAAUUCACCGCAUCUCGUUUGCUUGCCCAGAGUUCAAGGCAUCUCAUUCGUUCACCAUGAGUUCAACGCCUCGCGUUCAUCCGGCCUUAUAACUGUCAUCCGUAGAAUAAUGAGGGAGCCUGGAACAAAAGCAGAUUCAAGGGUCUUCUUCCUUUAAAGAUGCAUCGUAUUACAGGUCAUUCAACACCUCGACGUCAAAACCAUGGAAAAGGAGGGAUACAGAUUAGAUAUAACCGAAGGACAAAGAUAAGGGAUGGAAAUAUCUUGCCAUUGAAGGUUGACUAAAUAGAAAAUUACAAGCAACCUUUUGGGAGUGAACCAGGAAGGUCGGGGAUCGGAAGUGGUGAAGAGGGGUUGAAGCUAUAGCCAUUUCUGACCAAUACAACCCUCAACAAAGCUAAGCUUCUUGUUAAAUUUUAGAGACAGGUUUUGGCAUGUGACUCAUCAACAAGCUUUGCUUCAGUUAAUGGUUUUCAAGACUUGUGAUAUGGAGCAGAUUAAGCAUGCUCACAAGGAGUUCAAUUACCAGAGUACCAGUGUCGCUGCUCUUUUCUAGAGUUUCCUUUCCACUUACACUCUACAACAAUGGGUUGAUCUUCUUGGAUUUGAGCUUGAACUGCCUGCCAAAUGCUGCUUACAGUUCUACUUGUAAUGCUGAAUUCUUCAGCCAAUUUUUUUAUGGGGUGAAAAGAUUGGAUAAAGGGACUUCAAUAACUUGGGGAAGAUGGUCAAAGGAAGAAGAAUCAUCUUCGGAACAAGUCAACGAAGGAGACGGAGAGUACAACGGGGACUCGAAUGGAGAAUUCAUUGGAGAAGGAAGGAAAAAGAACAGAGGAGGAAUGCAUUGAAUGCAGUCACUGCAUUCAUUUAAGUAGAGAAAGUGUACUAUUUUUGGAGGGAUGUCCCUGGAGGGAAUUUUAAAAUUCUCCAAAAAUAGCCAAAUAUUUUAAAAACAUGUUUUGGUGUGUAUUUGAAUGGAUUCUGUGGCUGGUGUUGUGUGGCUGUGUUGUACUUUUGCCUAACCCCCAUCAUUACCCUCGUGUGUGUUGGGAGGGAAUGAGUUGUUUACACUAUUUGCUUUUGUAUUUUUUAUGGGCAAGUACAUUCUACAUUAAAUGCAAUUUAUUUUA